Molecule: messenger RNA, 1153 nt
Organism: Lethenteron reissneri (Far Eastern brook lamprey)
Lineage: Eukaryota; Metazoa; Chordata; Hyperoartia; Petromyzontiformes; Petromyzontidae
Gene: LSM1
Product: LSM1 homolog, mRNA degradation associated
Biological process (GO): deadenylation-dependent decapping of nuclear-transcribed mRNA
Cellular component (GO): P-body; Lsm1-7-Pat1 complex
Molecular function (GO): mRNA binding
Source: RefSeq, a predicted model, not a curated record
UCACGUGUCCCCGAUGACCCGGAAGUCGAGGUUCUCCCGCCAGGCGCGCCCUCCGGCAUGAGUUAGAGUUGGGCUUCGACUCCUCCGAGCGGGCGGGCGGGCGGUACGAGGGAGGAGACGAGGCGCCACCAUGAACUACAUGCCCGGCACGGCGAGCCUCAUCGAGGACAUCGACAAGAAACACCUCGUGCUGCUGCGGGACGGGCGCACGCUCAUCGGCUUCCUUAGGAGCAUUGACCAGUUCGCGAACUUGGUGCUGCACCAGACCAUUGAGCGGAUCCAUGUAGGGAAGAGGUAUGGGGACAUCCCGCGUGGGAUCUUUGUGGUGCGCGGUGAGAACGUUGUCCUGCUCGGCGAGAUUGACGCGGACAAGGAGCAGGAGACGAGCCUUGAGAGGGUGUCCAUCGAAGCAAUCCUCGAGGCCCAGCGCGAGGAGCAGCAGGAUAAAGCCGAGGCUGAGAAGGCCAAAAUAAAGGCCCUCAAGGAGCGGGGCCUUCCCCUUCCACGUACAGACACUGCCGAGGAGUACUAGCUGUGGCCAGGGAGAAAUUCGGCCCUGCAACAAACGCCCAGGUUGACUGCAUCCUCUCGCGCGCAAUGAAGCGCCGGCCCUCCCGAGGGUGGACGAUGCGUGAUGCGACGCCGACCAGGAAGCUCCGACCGUCCUCGCCCAUCCUGCAUGUUUUUGCCACCGACACAAAGAAACGCGACUCCGCUGCCAGCCACACACGGCGGAUGGUUCAAUACACUGUUGGAAUGCAUUCUGUGCCUGGGUUCAACUGUCGCGUUAAAAUGAGCGCAUGUGCGGUUUUCGUAGAAUGUCGGCGGUAGAUGAACAUUUAUAACAGAUACUGUUGAGACACUAGACCAGGGGUGGAAUGUAUAUGCUGGGCAGGGUUGCCGUGCACACGUCUGGUGUUUUAAGCUGAUUUUUCUUUGUCAUGGAAGUGUUCAAUUUGCAUGCAGCAUUUGGGGCUUCCAACGUACAAAAAUAACCAAUUAUCUUUUUGUGAAGGUGCUCUAAAGAGAUGUUAAAUAUGAUUGAUUGUCACAAUCACCCCUUUACAUCUUUCACCGAAGCCUAAAACACAAGCAUUUAUGUUCAUAACGGUGUCUGUUUUACUUUUUAUUUCUAUAAAUUGUUUUACAAGCA